Molecule: messenger RNA, 837 nt
Organism: Aspergillus japonicus CBS 114.51
Lineage: Eukaryota; Fungi; Ascomycota; Eurotiomycetes; Eurotiales; Aspergillaceae
Exons: 2
Coding region: 1-837 (278 amino acids)
Source: RefSeq, a predicted model, not a curated record
AUGGGCGCAGCAUCAGGAACCUGGUCCUAUCUAGUCUUCGCUGGCGGAACCUUGAUGUCCAACCAGAAAAUCAAACGGCAUGUUCAAAAAAUAGGAGAAGACACUAAACCAGAGGAGAUUGAAGUGCCUGAGCGUCGCAGCAUUGAGGUUAUCCCGCUUCCCUUUCAACGCGAUGGUUCUGAAGGAACGAGUGUCUUUCGGGGUUUCCAGAUGCUCCUGCUCGAUACUCGGGAUUAUUUCUGGACCUGCCUCAGGUCCAGACGCUGGGAGUCCAUGGGCCAGGGCCUAUACGCCCGCAGCCCCGAACGUCGAGCCGAGCUGAAGACGCUAGGUUGUUUCCACAACAUGAUCGCUGACGCAAUCAGCCUGUCUGGGCAGGGGAAUGACCACAAUGCCUGGGCACUAACAAGCACGGCGAGCCGGAGCCUUGAAUCCAAUGUCCAUAGCUAUCAUCAUCGAAAAGUCUCGGACAUACUGGGCGUGCUCGUUAUGCUUAAACAAGCUGAGCAGGACAGCCUAUGCCAUAGAAUCUGUCAAUCGAUUGUCAAUGCGCAAAUGGAUUGCCGACGGAUGACUGCCGCAAGCUUCCCUCGCGCUGAGAACAACGGGUCCUAUGACUUAUUCCGAGACAUGACUCCGGAUAAUGUCUUUAAGAUCCUGAAGGACAUCGAUGGUGGGGAACAGUUGGGCGAAUUCAGCCACGAGUCAAUCUGUCUAUGGCACACUGCAAUUCGCUGGCUCAAGUUGGAAGGCGAUUUUGCACAGAUGGUCGAAUUUGGAGAAUAUUUGUCCUUGCGAUGGCAUACGUUCGGUCCUUGGUUUGACUUAGCUCAAUAA